ACGAUGUGCGCGUGGGUUGCAGAGCCGCCAGAAGAGGGCAUUCAGAUUCUGCUUGGUUAAAGUUGAUUCAGGGUGCAUGACGCUCGUUAAUAGCGUCACGGCGAUUAUAUCUGUACUGCGUGUGUGAGGAAGGCACGUGGAUAAAUAAGGUGGAUAUUUGUAUAUUGGAUUAUUUUGUGAGUUUUUGCUUUGACUUGUGGAGAAAGCAAUUUACUUUGCAAUGUGCGCCAUGGGCGGUCCAGACUGAGCAUCCCUCCAGUCAGACGACACCAAGCUGUUCCGCUGCACGGGAAAUGAAUCUAGAACAGUUUUUUUUUGUAGGGAGAAAUCGAAAAAUUGUAUAAGUGAAAAGCUCUGCGACGGGUUUUGUAAUGAAUCUUCAGGUGCGUGAAGAGACUGCCAUGGUCCACUUGGACGGGACUGCGCUUGCUGCAGUGGGCAAUUCUAUUUGGCUCCAACUUGGACACGGCGCUUAUUUUUGCAGAAAAAGCCUGGACGGGGAGAUUUGAAUUUGGAUUUAGUGAAGAUCCGUCGCAUCACCCUCAAGUGGAGGUAAUUGCACGGUGGUGUUCGGGUAAACAAGCAUUUUUGAACCGGACUGCGCACCCAGGUCCAGGAGAGUAAGCGGGGGUUGUUGCGCUCAGACCCGGCUUGUUAUUAGGACGGUACCUGCCCGUGGACAUGCGGAACAGAAUCCAUUAACUGGACUUGAGAGAUACGCGGAUAUGGGCUCUGCUCUGCAACGUCGGUGGAUAGUACUCCAGCUGCUGAUGCAGGUGUGGCUAGCAGCCAGCCCAGCUCAAACAGAGCGCCCAUGCCCAAAGAGCUGUCGCUGUGAUGGGAAAAUUGUUUAUUGUGAAUCAAGUGCAUUUCGUGAUGUCCCCAAGAACCUCUCAGGAGGUUGUGAAGGCCUGUCGUUAAGAUACAACAGCCUAUUGAAUCUUCGAGCCGGCCAGUUUAUUGGCCUGAACCACCUCAUCUGGCUUUAUUUAGACCACAAUUACAUCACGUCUGUAGAUGGGAUGGCCUUCCAAGGAGUUCGCAGGCUAAAAGAACUGAUCUUGAGCUCCAACAAGAUCACAUCACUUCAUAACACCACAUUCCAUCCUGUGCCCAAUUUGCGUAACCUUGAUUUGUCAUACAACAAACUGGAAGCAUUACAGUCAGGGCAAUUCCAAGGACUACGGAAGCUUCUCAGCCUUCAUAUUCGCUCCAAUUCACUAAAGAUCCUUCCUUUGCGUCUCUUCCAAGAUUGCAGAAAUCUCGAGUUUCUUGACAUGGGUUACAACCGCUUGCGAAGUAUCACUCGGAAUGCACUUUCAGGCCUCGUCAAGCUGACAGAGUUACACCUGGAACAUAACCAAUUCUCAAAGAUAAAUUUUUCACAUUUUCCUCGUCUCUACAAUUUGCGGGCACUUUAUCUCCAGUGGAAUCGAAUUCGCUCAAUGAGCCAGGGUCUAACCUGGAUUUGGGCUUCAAUCCAAAAACUUGAUUUGUCUGGCAAUGAUCUGUCAGAACUCGACGCAGCCAUUUACCAGUAUUUGCCCAACCUCCAAACCCUCAAUCUGGACUCAAACAAGUUAACAAAUGUAUCCCAAGAGGUUGUUGAUGCAUGGGUUUCUGUCACUACAAUCAGUUUGGCUGGAAAUGUUUGGGAUUGCGGGUCAGCCAUUUGUCCUCUGGUCUCAUGGCUGAGAAAAUUUAGGGGUGCAAAGGAAACCAAUAUGAUAUGUGCCUCUCCAAAGAAAGCCCAAGGUGAGAAAGUGAUGGAUGCUGUUGACGCCUUUAGUGUUUGCCAAUUGACCCAAGUGACGAUGCUCACCGCAAGUAUUCCUCCCACUCCUUCCAACGUUUCUAAGCAGCCUGAAAAUCACCCAGCGAUUUUGGCUUCACCCACGCGUUCAGGAAAAAGAGCAGAAGGCUCUAUCAGGGGCCCGACUUCAUCAGCUGUUACCCAGCCAGUGGCUCUUCCCCCAGAUCAAGACCUGCAGCCUGUGUCUUUCCAUAAAAUUGUUGCAGGAAGUGUUGCCCUUUUUCUGUCUGUUGCAAUGAUCCUGUUGGUGAUCUAUGUGUCGUGGAAACGCUAUCCGAGCAGUGUCAAGCAGCUUCAGGAGAAUUCAUCGACAGCCCGUAAGCGACGGAAGAAGUCGAAGGAAACAGAACGCACUUUGAGCUCUCCCCUGCAGGAGUACUAUGUGGACUAUAAACCCAAUCAUUCAGAGGCCAUGGAUGUGCUUGUCAACGGGACGGGAACCUGCACUUACACUAUCUCAGGCUCCCGAGAAUGCGAGAUAAAAUAUCCAAGGAUUCACACUAAAGAAAACACUUGUCAGGUUCCCCAUCAGAUGGGUGCACUGACCUUCUACCGAUACGAGCAGCCGAUUGUAGACUACUGCCAAGCCCAUCAACCCCUGCGGUUAAACAUGAGCUAUGAGGCUCCCCCUCAAGGUCUCGAGGGGCUGGAAGACCUUGGGCCAUGUGAGAGGGGUACUAUACAGACAGUAGCACUCCCGGCUGUGCCCACCGCUGCCACAAUAGGACCCUCAGUACCAGGACCUCGUUCUCCUCCUCCAGCACUCAGGCCAACGACCGACACUCCCAGUGCCAAUCUUACCAAUGAGCGCACCGGCACACUUAAAUUUGGACGCUAGGAGGAUAAUGACAAUUCUCAUGAAUUGUGACUUGAAAAUGAUGGGGCAGCUGAGCUGGUUAUUGUCCUUGUUUUUGGAACAUGAGUAUGAUGAUUAAAAAUUAAAGUGGUUUUGGUAUCGAUACACACAAUCUGAGCAAACCUAAAGUCCAGGACAACACAAUAUUUAUAGAAUUAUCUACCAGAACAGCAAGUUGAAGAUGGUCUACAAUAAGUAAGAUAGACGUUUUAAAAAUAUUUUUGCCUAUUUAUUUCUGUAGCCAUUUCAACACAGCGGGUUAUGCUUUUGAAAAGUUAUGGACAUGCACGUGUUCUAUUUAGGGAUGACAAUGGAGCUAUCACACAAAAAGAGUUUGAUUUAAUGUAAUUAACCAAGUAUUUAACUGAAAUUGCGGAAAUAGUUCCUAUUCAGCAAUUUACACAGAUGCGAAUGUCUAUAAUUAUUUCAUAAAGAUGAGUCAUGUGUCACAAUUGAUAAUUACACUGAGUUCGUCUUUGAUUCUUUUGACUUUUAUUCUGGAUUUGGGAUAUAAUUCAUUUCAAUACUAUAGAUAUCAAACCAAAGAGUCUUUUUUUAACAUAACUGCACACAAGUUGAGGGCAUUCUUAAAAUUCACUGAACAAGCAUCUCUGAACCUAUAUUCUCACAUACUAAACGUCUGCAGUUCUAUUUGUGACAAAUUGCCAUAAUAAUUAUAUAAUUAUGCGUUGCCAUUCAUCACGUUGUUAUAUCCACUCUAGUCCUUCGACUGUUCAACAGUAACACCCACAGAAACAAGUUCAUGAAAGUUUUUUGCGCAUGCUACAUACGUAAACAUACAAGGUUCUGGUGAAAGAAUGGCAAAAAGUUGUAAACAUGUAUAGCCAAACAACAAUUUGUGAAACCUCAAAAAUGAUUGCCAAGUACAGUAUAGUACAUUUCCUUGAAGAGGUCCACUGACCACUCUCACUGCCCCAUUUGGAAUAAUACCUGACUCUAAACAAGAGACGGAGAGGAAAGUAUCUUCUCUGAGCAUGUUGCUCCUUUCAUCUCCCCACACCACAGUGCAAGCAAGUCCCUCAUGUAGGGUGUGUUGUGUCAUCGUGUUGACAUGGGCUUGACCUGUUAAGGAACUGGGAAUAAUGCCUGACAUCUCCGUACCACCCAGAGAGUGACAUCAUGGCUCUCCGGAAACUUUUGGCGAAAGUGUCAAGCACGGCUAUUCACUUAUGGAGCAAGGAAUACUCGAAGCAAGCAAUGCACAGGGAUAUUUUUGUUUUCCCCACACGCAAGUGGUGAUGCACUUGGACAUAUUGGAACUCUGAUUGGUUUAGUCACCAGUAACUGAACAAACUGUGAGACCGACAUUUUCUUGGUCACCAAGAUAAGAAACUGGGUAAUUAUUUAUCUUUUCCUUUGUUGUCAUGAACUAAGAGACACUUUUUGAGGUGUGCAAUGAUGAUGUCAAGACAUUCUGUAAACGUAUCAAAGGUCAAAAUCAAAUAGAACUUAUUUAUCAUGUAAAUAGAAAAUCUUUUAAGACAGAAAAAAAAAAAAAUGACUUUCUUCUGUAACAUCUUAUGAACAGAAGAAGACGGAGCCUUAUUAAUUUUCCAGUCUGUGAUCAAUGUGUUAUUAAGUGGAAAAUCAACUGCUCCUGUUUCAAUGAAAAAUAUUUUUCUAUUGCUUACAUCACUAUUAUAUCAUCCCGCUGUGAAACUAAACCGUUUCUGUCAUCCAGUCAUCUACCUGUCAAAAGAAAGUUGGAGAACCCUAUCCUUGUGACAUAUCCCUCCUUUUAGUUUCAUCUCAAUGACCAUAUGCAGCACCAUCAGUUUCCUCCCAAGUCAUACAAAUGAUUGAAUUCUACCAAAAUUACUCUCAUGUGUCAUAUCUUUUACGUAAAAGGAAUGCCUGAAAUAGCAAGGUCUUAUCAAAUUCACAAAAAAUUUGAAGGUUAAGCCAAUCAUGUUGUACUGUAUAGUGUGUGAAAAGAAAAAGUUUUGCUUAGUACAAUUUCUUAAUAGUGCUGGAGGAAAUUCUUUGGUAAACAAACCUAUACCUAUUCAUUCAUGAUAGAAGCUCUCUCAAUUUUGUCAGUAUACUGCCUGCCUUGCUCUACAAGAAACCUCCUCACACCUGACUUUGUCUGCCUCUUGUUGACCCAGGGAUACCUGAUUAAAAAUCCAUCUCUGCAUGCUAAUACAUUGGACUGUAUCUUGAAAAUUGACAGCACGGCACAGGCGAUAACUGCUCAAGGUUAACAUGUUCGAGGUGGGAUUCUUUUUAAGACGCUCUAUGAAACCCCUGUAAUGCAGUACUUGCUGCUUUUAGUUAUAACGCUUAUUUAGUCUCAAGCCAGACCUAGGUACUUUGGUUGGUAUUGCCUUCUGUGGUUCUGCCUUAGAUGUACAAUAUCACAUUGCAAUAUGUCACUUUGCGACGAGGAGCACUUAGUCCUGAACAAAAAAAACCAAAAGCAUGGUGACAAAAAAGUGGCAACAAGUUACAUUCGCACUGUCCUUGAGGACGGAUUUUUGCUGUCUCUUGGCCUUUCUUGCUUUUGCAAAUGCUGUUUUAUGUUAAGAUAAAAACCUUUGAAAAAAAUCUGAAAUGGGAGAAGAUUUGAGAGAAGAUUCUUUUUCUUUCUAGUUAGGAAAGUGUGCAUCAGGUUAAAAAAGCAGAUUUUCCUUACUCUAUUUGAAAACCUCAAUUUAAUAUAGAGCAUGUCUGUCGUGAAUAUGGCAGAAACAUUUGCUUUUCCAAGCGCGUGUUAGAUUAUAGCAGUGAACAAAAGCUGGCAAAUGUGUUUCUACAUUUCAUAAUAAAAUAAUUUUUUUGUGGAUUUCUUUAGAUUGCAAUAUCAACAUAUAUAGAAUAAUUACAUCCAUGCUGAGAUAAUUUGUUUCUUAAUUGUCGUUAACAAAAGGCUUGUGUAUGGUACUCACCCUUCAAAAAGUACCGUUUAAAGCAUACCAUGUUUUGCCAGCCCACCAAACUAGCCCAUUGAAACACCAAACCACCCAAAGAUCAUUGGUAACACUUUACAAUAAGGGUUCCUUAAUUAACAUUAGUUAAUGCAUUUUUAGACAAUAACUAAUGUUUAAGUAACAAUACAAUAAUUAUAAUAAUUGCUUAUCUAACAUCUAUUAAUACAUUAAUUAACAUGAGUUAAUGCAUUGGCUAAUGCAUUAGCUAAUGCAUUAGUUAAUGCAUAACCAGACAGUAACUAAAGGCUUGGUAAAAUUAAAAAUAUAAUAUAUAGGCCUAUAUAGGGUUAGGGUUUUGCGUUUAGGGUUUGUUAACUUAGCAUUUAUAAUUUCUUAGUUAAGGGACA
Messenger RNA from Corythoichthys intestinalis (scribbled pipefish), 5967 nucleotides. Its product is annotated as leucine-rich repeat transmembrane neuronal protein 4. Gene Ontology annotation, molecular function: protein binding. The coding region runs from base 726 to 2651 and encodes 641 amino acids. Gene Ontology annotation, cellular component: extracellular matrix. The record is from RefSeq and is a predicted model, not a curated record. NCBI's taxonomy places the organism in Eukaryota, Metazoa, Chordata, Actinopteri, Syngnathiformes, Syngnathidae. The transcript has 4 exons.